Messenger RNA from Penaeus vannamei (Pacific white shrimp), 1528 nucleotides. RefSeq lists its product as uncharacterized. The record is from RefSeq and is a predicted model, not a curated record. NCBI's taxonomy places the organism in Eukaryota, Metazoa, Arthropoda, Malacostraca, Decapoda, Penaeidae.
GAGAAAAGUACAUCGAUGAGAAUUAUCGAAACGUUGAAAAACACUGAUUAAAAAAAAAAAAAAAAAAAAAAAAAUCGUCAUAACUAGAAACCUAGCUGCACGGAAGUUCUAAUAGUCGAACUACAGAAUUAGAAAUAAUCGAUGACUGGCAACAACGGGCGUUUAUGGGUGGUUUGGCUGUUGCAGCGUGCCUCCUCUCUCUCCCCUGCUUGGCAUCGUGGUGGACGCUCGCAUCACUGGCUGUCAGGGACUUGGCACUUUGUCACGCCCGGAAAAAAGGUGCUUGGAAUCCACUGCGUAAGAGAAGGGCGUGCGUGUCGGCGUGAGGUCCAGCGCGGUCGAGUUCCCCCGCCAUGGCUUGUUCGCUGAGGAAUAUCAUCAACUUCGGCCUCCUGCUCGCCGUCGUCGACCUGCUGCACGGGGUCGCCACCUGCGCCUUCUAUGGGUAUCAAUUCAGCAUCCAUUAUAGGUGCCACUGGGCCCAUGGCCUCCGCUGGUGCCAGCACUACCUCUACAUGUCAGACCACAGCGUGCGCGUGAACAUCGGCAUCGCUGAGGGCGUCGGCUGCCUCUUCUUCUCCACCAUCCUCAUCAUCGGACUCUGCAAGCGCAAACCCCUAGUGACCUGGACGUGGCUACUCAAACCCAUCGCCGUCAUCAUCAUCAACGUGUUCUUCCUGAGUCGCUGGCUGGCGCAGAAGUCCCGCUACUACCACAGCUUCUUGGACCGACGCAGCGACGAACAGGAGAAUCUCUUCACCUACUUGGGUCUCGGCCUCACCCUCGUCCAGGUCUUCGUCAUGCUCUUCCUCCUCUGCAUCAACGGCUCCUUCACCUACAAGAUCCGCAAGCAGGGUGCUCCAAACACAGACAGAGCGGAGUGCGUAAUAUAGAAGACCAGGCGCUGUGGGGGGUCUGCACUAGGAAGAGAGGAGAGAAGUCAGCCUUCCACCUUGGGAAUCAGAUGGCAUUCUCUCUCUCUCUCUUUCUUAGUAUCUGUCUCUCUCUCUCUCUUAGUAUCUGUCUCUAUCUCACACUCUCUCUCUCUCUUUCUCUCCCUAAUAUUCACGACUUCUCGGCAACUUAGUGUGCUCGAGUGAAGGGGUCGCUCAUCUUUGCACUUGGCUCUCCUGCCCGUCUUGUGAAGGGCAGCCUUAAUGCAUUGGUCUGUGCAAGCCCCUCUGCAAGCAGUUUUAUAUGUAGUGUGUAAUCAAAGUAUCGAUUUUGUGGUCGUCUAUACUUGUUAAUUUUUUUUAGAUGUGUUUAUUUUAUGGAUUCUUUUUUUUCGUUUUGUGAGUGGUUGAGACAGUGUAUAAAAGGUGAUAAACUUCCUAUGUAGAUUGACUGAAAACUGGUGGGCAGUAGUGAAACGCCGAUGUGGCUGUCCACUUUUAUUUCUUAAGAACACACGAAAUAUAUAGGACACGUAUGAUAAUAAUAAUAAUGUGAGACGAAGAACGCGAUGUAACUAGCGGUGCUGAGUGGGACCCACCGGCCUGGCCCCUGGAGUGGCAGCGCCGGGGAGGAG